Talpa occidentalis (Iberian mole) is the source of this 5717-nucleotide messenger RNA. RefSeq names its product zinc finger protein 366 (gene ZNF366). The transcript has 5 exons. Gene Ontology annotation, biological process: regulation of transcription by RNA polymerase II. Lineage: Eukaryota; Metazoa; Chordata; Mammalia; Eulipotyphla; Talpidae. Bases 174 to 2396 code for a protein of 740 amino acids. Gene Ontology annotation, molecular function: DNA-binding transcription factor activity; RNA polymerase II cis-regulatory region sequence-specific DNA binding. The record is from RefSeq and is a predicted model, not a curated record.
GUUCUCUUUCUUAAGUCAUUUGAAACACUGUCCCUGGGAGUUCUUUAAGUCCCCUGCAAUCUGUACACAAGAGAAAGAGGGAGAGAGAGGGAGAGAGACAGAGAGCAAGGGAUCAGGUAAAGCGCGGGGGCUGCUGCAGCCAUUCAGACUCAGGAGCUGGAAAGUUGAAAAGGAUGCAGAAGGAAAUGAAGAUGAUCAAAGACGAGGACGUGCAUUUCAAUCUGGGCGUGAAGAGAGGCCCCUCCUUUCCCCACUGCCUGCAGCCCGUGGCCUCCCGCGCGAAGGCGCCUCAGAGACACCCGUUCCCGGAGGCUCUGCGCGGGCCCUUCUCCCAGUUCCGGUAUGAGCCUCCCCCGGGGGACCUCGACGGGGCCUUCGAAGGAGGCGGGUCCCGCAAACGCAAGAGCAUGCCCACCAAGAUGCCCUCCCACCACCCCGCGGAGGAGGCCGCCGGGGGCCUCCACGCCGACGAGGGCAAAAGCCACGGCCCGCGCGGCCUCCCCUUGCUGUUCCCGCAGCCUCCGCGCCCCAAGUACGACUCGCAGAUGAUCGACCUGUGCAACAUGGGCUUCCAGUUCUACCGCACCCGCGAACACGCGGGGGGCAAAGCCGUCAAGCAGGAGCCCGUGAAGCCCAGCGCCGUGUGGCCCCAGCCCACACCCCCGCCCUUCCUGCCGGCGCCCUACCCCUACUACCCCAAAGUCCCCCCGGGCCUCAUGUUCCCCUUCUUCGUGCCCGCGUCCUCGCCGUUCCCCUUCAGCCGGCACGCCUUCCUGCCCAAGCAGCCCCCCGAGCCGCUGCUGCCGCGCAAAGCCGAGCCCCGCGAGCGCGAGGAGACCAAGCAGAAGGUGGAGCGCGUGGACGUGAACGUGCAGAUCGACGAUAGCUACUACGUGGACGUGGGCGGGGCGCAGAAGCGCUGGCAGUGCCCCACCUGCGACAAGUCCUACACCUCCAAGUACAACCUGGUCACCCACAUCCUGGGCCACAGCGGCAUCAAGCCGCACGCCUGCACCCGCUGCGGGAAGCUCUUCAAGCAGCUCAGCCACCUGCACACCCACAUGCUCACCCACCAGGGCACGCGGCCCCACAAAUGCCAGGUGUGCCACAAGGCCUUCACCCAGACCAGCCACCUGAAGCGCCACAUGAUGCAGCACAGCGAGGUGAAGCCACACAACUGCCGUGUGUGCGGCCGGGGCUUCGCCUACCCGAGCGAGCUCAAGGCCCACGAGGCCAAGCACGCCAGCGGGCGGGAGAACAUCUGUGUGGAGUGCGGUCUCGACUUCCCCACCCUGGCCCAGCUGAAGAGGCACCUCACCACGCACCGGGGCCCCAUCCAGUACAACUGCUCCGAGUGUGACAAGACCUUCCAGUACCCGAGCCAGCUGCAGAACCACAUGAUGAAGCACAAAGACAUCCGGCCCUACAUCUGCUCCGAGUGUGGCAUGGAGUUCGUGCAGCCCCACCACCUCAAGCAGCACUCCCUCACCCACAAGGGGGUGAAGGAGCACAAAUGUGGGAUUUGUGGGCGGGAGUUCACCCUGUUGGCCAACAUGAAGAGGCACGUGCUGAUCCACACCAACAUCCGCGCCUACCAGUGUCACCUCUGCUACAAGAGUUUUGUGCAGAAACAGACCCUCAAGGCACACAUGAUCGUCCAUUCUGACGUGAAGCCUUUCAAAUGCAAGCUGUGUGGGAAGGAAUUCAACCGUAUGCACAACCUAAUGGGUCACAUGCACCUGCACUCCGAUAGCAAACCUUUCAAGUGCCUCUACUGCCCCAGCAAGUUCACCCUGAAGGGGAACCUGACACGUCACAUGAAGGUCAAGCAUGGGGUCAUGGAGCGGGGCCUUCAUUCUCAAGGCUUUGGACGAGGGAGAACUGCCCUGGCGCAGGCAGCUGGAGCCCUGCGGAGUCUGGAGCAGGAUGAACCCUUCGACCUCUCCCAGAAACGCCAGGGGAAGGGACCCGCCUUCCAUUCAGAUGGGGAGAGUGCCAGGGGCAGCUCCUGCCAUGAGGAGGAGGAGGAUGACAACAACUACGAGGUGGAGGAGGAAAGCCCGGGGCUGGCCCCCCAGCGCAAGCAGCUCUAUUCACCCCAGGAUCUAUCCACCCAGCCUGAGCUGGCCGCCAGGGCUCCAGGGGAAGCCAGUGAGGAGGAGAAGGAAGAUGAGCCCAAAGAAUGCCAGGAGAAGAGCAGGGACGCCGUUGAGGCAGAGGCUGACCAGGAAAGAGGACUUGCCCCAAGAGACGAGUGUCUGGGCCUGCGGGCUUUGCAGAGCAACCGGCGAGACCCUUCCUUCCCUGAUUACUUGUAUUUCAAGCACAGAGAUGAAAGCCUAAAAAAAUUACUGGAGAGGAAAAUGGAAAAACAAGCAGUACUCUUAGGUAUCUAAGUGAACAGUUUUAAAAUUACAUUUGGAAAAUGAGAAGUAGGCAGUUCAAAUAUAGCUUUCCGCAUGAGCUGUCACUGGCUGGAGAUGAGUGAAUGGUGCAAAUCUCUACAAAUGGCUUAGAAUAAAUGAUCAGGGACCAUCUUCAGAAAUGUAAAUGCUUCUUGAUCAUUCACUGGGCCUUUGAUUUUUAACACACAUGCAGUAGAACAAACUGUACAUAUUUUUCUACAUAUCUAAUUAUAUGUUGAUGCUGAGGUGCUUAUAGAAUUCUAUUUUUCUUUACUAAUACAUGGUAAAUUUCUUUCUAGUUGCAAAAAUACGGUGCUUGACAUGUUACUUUAUUAAUGAUUAUUUAGUUGAAUGUGUAAACAUUAUUUUUCUAAGUACAUGAAAAUAUUAGAAGUUGUAUAGAUAAAAAUUGCCUUUAUAGUAAUAGAAAUACUAGAAAUGAUAUAGGAGGGAGAGUCAUUGAGGAGGACGUUGUCCGAGUAGUUGCUGCCAAUGUAAAAUAAAAUUUCAAGAGACUGAAUAAUGUCGACUAAGGAAAAAUCAGCAAUAUUUAGAUUCUUCCCUAAGUCCACCUUGUUCUGCUUCAGUUGCUGUCAUCGUGUGUGGCAUUUGGACCUUAUUUUUCAAAUGGCCUGACUUGCUCAGAGCCUACAAGCUCACCCCUUGAGUGCUCAACAGAAUCCCCUUUGGGGCUGUAUGUUCCAUAAGGCAGCAGUAAGAAGAGUUGUCACCCAGUGAGCAGUACUGGAGCUGGAGCUUAAGGGGGCAAUUCUCCCUGAGAUCGAGGAGCACUAUCAGAACAACCAUCAGGUUGUUGAGAAUCAUUUUGGGAGACUUUAAAAUAUAUAAUGUUGGAGGUUCCCCCUCUUGGAGAUUCUGAUUUCUUUGGUCUGGGAAGGAGCCCCGGGACUGGUAUUUUCCAGGUUGCCCCAGGUGAUUUGUCUGUGUAGCCAGACUUGAGAAAACUUGACAGAGCUAAAAUAGUGACCCCCAGAACUCCCUCCCAGGAACUCCAUAAUUUUAUCUGUUCCUUGCUUCAGACUCAUGAACAUAGACAACCUUGGAGUCAUAUUGUAAAUCAGACCUUUUUAUCUCUUCUGCAGGAGUCUCAUGCAGAGACACACUCUUUGUGUAGAUACACUCUGUAUAGACACACACUUUCUGUGCCAGAUGAUGCCUGUGAUGUUUAUGGUCAUUUAAUAGACAUUUUAAAAUGCUGGUUAUUUCUUCCUAGAUGCUUGAAUCAUGAUUCCUGUGAAUGAUGAUGACUAUCAUGGGUUGAGCCCAGCAGGUAGGCUUUUCCUGGUGCCAAGUAAAGCAAUACUGAUAGGAAUCUGAGUAUGUGGGACACCCAUAAGCAGUAACCCCCUGGUACUGCAUCUAUGUUUAUGUAAAAACUGCUUCUCGAUUGGUAGUUUCGACUCUUAAUUGUAUAGCUAGGUACUGUUUAUUAUUUUGCUUCCUCUCCUCCUAAAGUUCUCAGUUAAUUUCUUUGAAGACCUGCCUCAUCUCUCACAACUGGAUGCCAGCUUUUUCUGUGGGCUGGGGUACUUCCCUAUAAGCCUCAUCUGGUUUGCUCCUUCACCUGUGUGCUUUACCAAUCCUGAUGCAUCAUUUCUUCUGCCCAUUGACCUAAACCUCCUUCCUAAAGCCCUAUCACUAAAGCUGCUUGGGUUUCCUAAUGACAGCCAUGUCCCAAAGUCAGAGCAUUUACAAAGCGAAUGGUCAGGGGUAUACUGUGGGUUUCCGUAGUUACAAACUAAACUCUGAGCCAAGAACCUAUUUCAAGUCGUCAGUGGGACAACUUGCCUUCCAUUCACGUUUGAGAUAGCUCAGUACCCCAGGUAAAAUUGCCUGGGAGACUGGUAGAGUGCUCUAUGAGGCUUCAGCUCUUAGGGUUCUGUUACAUAUUCUUUCUUUCAGCAGUCACUUAUUGAAAACCUGCUACACAGAUGCAGACUUCCAGUUUGUCCUGGAAAUCCUAGCUGGAAUAGGAACCAGGGGAACUAGAAUAAGCAGAAUUUAGUUUUUCCUUACCAAAACAAAUAACAUAGGAAUGUUUGUGGAAACCAGUUAAUGUCGAGACGGAGAGAGUAGGGUCUAGAACUGUGGCUUUCAAAUUGUGUGUUGAAGAACCAGAGGUCCCUAUUAGGCCCUUUCAGAGUCACAAGGGGAGAAGGUAGCAGCACUGAACCCUCCUGCUCACUUCAUUUGGAGCAGUUCAAACCUCAUUUGUUUUACAUGUCAGCAGUCCAAGUAAAAUUUCAUUUGGAGGGAGGAAAAAAGGUCUAGGAAGAGUAAUAAAAAAUGAGUUAUGGACUGUAUCCUAAAGCCUGUGUUAGGUUCUUGAUUCUGGGUAUGAGAGACUAUAGAUCUAAUUAAUAUAAUUACACUAAUCCUCUGAGAACUCAGGCUAUGACCUUGGUUUUGUAUGUUGAGUGACCAAUGUACUGGUUUGUCUGGGACAAGCCUGGCUUAUACUUGUUAUCCCAGGGUAAUUAUUGUAGUAUCACCUUUACUCUCGAGAGUAUUCUAGCUUGGUGAUGAAGUAUAUGAUCACCCUGUGCACAAGUGCAGAGCUAAGAAAAGCCUUGACCAGCCAUGUCUAAUGAGCAAAUUAACCAGAACACAUGCUUGAAGGAGCGCUCACCAGGGCCAUCCUCAGAGGAUGAAAGGAUAAAACCAUUCAAGGUCACAAUACUCUACACAUUCAUCUCAUUGAGACACUGAAAAUAGGCCGCUACCAAAUGCUUUCCCAGCUUUCAACCUCCAUCACUUUAAACCAACCAACUGACCAACCAAGUGGCUUAUUUUCCUUUUAUUCAUUUUAUCCAGGCCUAUUAUUGUCCCCUCUUGUUACCUUUCAAUUCCUCUUUUAUUCUCUCUUUUUAAAAAUUUGACUUCCCAUUGGCCAUGAGACUGAGGCUGACCUUUCAUAACCCCACAAGGGUAACUGGUAUAUUUGUAUAUGAGUAGUUGCAUAAGAAAACCCAAUGUGCAUACUGUAUUUAUUAAGCCCUGAAGGCAUUUAAUAAAAUAUUAACAUUGUGUUUUGAAUUAUGAUCUUUGUCUGCUUUGCUGGAACAAAAUGUAACAGAGCUAACAUUUAAAAUCCUUCACAUAUUUGGACAACAUUACACCAAAUGUUGAUUUUGUACAGAAUUCUGGCUUGCUAUUUAAAAACUAAAACUGCAAGUGUGUAGCAAUCCAAGUUGUGAAUAUUGCUUUCUGCUUUGGUGAAAGGCAGUUUACCUGAAAAUAGCAUGUAACCUAUAUUUUGUUAAUUUAAGCAAAUAAAGAUAUGUUGAAAAA